Rotaria sp. Silwood2 is the source of this 777-nucleotide messenger RNA. NCBI's taxonomy places the organism in Eukaryota, Metazoa, Rotifera, Eurotatoria, Philodinida, Philodinidae. The record is from the annotation of a GenBank genome assembly.
AUGCAUGGACAAUCAUAUUAUCAAGGGCCAAUAGCGAUGCCAACAACGCAAAGACAGGGCCGACGAGUGAGUGAUGGCGUAUCUGGUGCUAUUCCCGGCGUUUUCGGUGCUACACAAUUAAUUCUCUGUGUAAUCAUAGUUGCUCUCGAAGUAGUAAGUAUAUAUUAUGACCCAGGUCGAGGUACUAUUUAUGCUGGUUUAUGGUCUUCAGCUGUUUUUUCCGUCACUUGGAUAUCUAUGUUUUGCUAUCUAUGUUGUGGUAAGUCGUCAGGAUGUGGAGUUUAUUUGGUUAUUCAAAAUAUCAUCAACUUGAUUUUUACAAUCCUACUUUUGAUAUUCACUUCCCGUUUUGUAAAAAAUCCUUGUUUAUGCUACAGUGCUUUAUGUUACCUGCCCAAUUGGGGUGAUAUUUCCCGUGAUGACGAUGACGAUGACGAUUAUUUCUCAUAUUCAUGUACUUCAAGAACAUUACGAAAAUUACCAGUACUCAAGGGUCUUCUUGCUUGUGCAGUUUUAAUGCUUGUUUCUAAUAUUUUAUUUAUUGUUAUAUAUUCAAUUGUUUCGAUUCGAUUACGUCGUAAGGCAAGAUGUAAUACUCAACAACCUAAUGUUGCUUAUCAUCAACAAUCCGCAGCUGUGCAAUUGGGAAGUCCGCCACCAUAUUAUCCAUCUACUACGGCUUAUCCUUCUAAUCAACACCAAUACUUAUAUCCAGUUCAAGAUGCACAAUUGCCAUCAGCACCGCCACCUUAUGAAACCAAUUCACACAAAUUUUGA